Molecule: messenger RNA, 3022 nt
Organism: Drosophila suzukii
Lineage: Eukaryota; Metazoa; Arthropoda; Insecta; Diptera; Drosophilidae
Product: PAX3- and PAX7-binding protein 1
Biological process (GO): mRNA splicing, via spliceosome; spliceosomal complex disassembly
Cellular component (GO): nucleus; U2-type post-mRNA release spliceosomal complex
Molecular function (GO): DNA binding
Source: RefSeq, a predicted model, not a curated record
CCAGUUCCAUCACUAUUACAAUAAGACAGGAAGAAGAAGAACUUUUGCGAAAAUUCUCUUUUUUUUCCGAGUUUUCAUUGAUUAAACAAAUUCCAAAGUAGCAUUACCCACUUGGAAAUGUCGCUCUUUCGCAAACCGAAGAAGAUCCAACGACGCGUGUUCUCCAGCAACGCGGACGAGGAGGAGGACGGGACAUCCUUGGACCCGGACGCCGAAAUGGAGGCCCCUCCGCCUCCCAUAAUUUCCGGCAAGCGGGACAAGGAGAAGAGCCGGAAGGCCAUUAAGCCGCAGGAGGACAGCAGCAAACCGAAGGCGCUGCUCAGCUUCGCGGAUGAUGAGGACGACGGCGAGGUCUUCCAGGUGCGGAAAUCGUCGCACAGCAAGAAAGUGAUGCGCAUGCUGGACAAGGAACGCCGCAAGAAGAAGCGCGAGGAGCGGGCGGAAAACAGCGGACAUCCCGGUGGCGAAAAUGGUAGUACACAGCAUUUAGAGUCGUCCGGUGGCCCAUCUUCGGGCCCAGCCAAUUCCAACUCGAAUCCUGCCAAUGCUGGCAGAUAUAAAAGUGCCAGCGAUCAGAGUAAAAGUAAAAAAAGUGAUAAUCAUAUGAUCCAAACCGAAAUACGCACAGACGACUUUGUGCUAGUGGUAAAGAAAUCUGAGACCCCCGAGGGAAUUCUGAAUGGUCGAGCUGCCCUCUGUGCUGGACGAGAUGAUAUGGACGACGAAGACGACCAGCAAUCCGAAGAUGGUGGCCACGACAAGACGCGCCACCGCUUCUCAAAGCCGGAGCAUUUGAAACAGAUGCUGGAGAGCGGUUCCAUUCCGGAUGCAGCAAUGAUACAUGCUGCCCGAAAGCGUCGGCAGAGAGCCAGAGAACAGGGAGCAGGCGACUACAUACCCGUUGAGGAGCCUAAGGAGCCGGCCAAACUGAGCACCCGCCUUCCCUGCGAAGACGUUGAGGGGGAUCAAUCGGAUGACGAGGAGCGCAUGGAUAUGAACGACAUAACAGGACGCAAAGAGCGCGAAGAGCGGCGCGAGCAGUUCUAUGCCGUCGAGAAUGAUUCCACCGACGAAGACUCUGACCGCGAGAUGAACGAAUGGGAGAACCAACAAAUCCGCAAGGGUGUCACGGCUGCUCAGUUAGUGCAUUCCCAGCACGAAACUGUGCUCUCCCGUUUCAUGAUCAAGCCUGCUACACCAGGAGGUGGGUCUGGAAUGGACGACGGAGAUUUAACGACGCAACAGUCCACGUCCACGCUGCUAGAGCAGGCCUAUGCUAAAAAUGCCCUCGACCGCAGCAAUUUGGCGGCAGCAGUUCGCUCAUCUGCGAAGUCCAAAAAGGAGAAAGCCAAAGCUACUGCAUUAAGAACUCCGCAAGAAAUCGUUGCCGCUAUUCAGUCGCGUCUAAGCGAGCUCAAGGAGCGAUCGGCGGAUCACACCGCCAGUAUGGCGAGGAUCAGUAUCGAACUGAAGUCACUAAAGCUCCAGCAAUUGGAAUGCCAGCAGAACGCACCAACAGCGGCGGCAAAGUACAAGUUCUACCAGGAAGUAAAGUGCUAUGUAAACGACCUUGUAGACUGCCUCUCUGAAAAGACGCCAGUGAUCAAUGAACUUGAAAAAAGGGCACUGCAACAGUACGGAAAAAACCAGCGCUAUCUGGUGAAUAGACGGCGGCAGGAUGUUCGGGAUCAGGCCAAAGAAAUUGCCGAAGCAGCAAAACCCGCAUCAGCAGCAUCCCGUCGUGCACCAGAAUACGAAGAGCAAGUACGUCGUGCCGCGGAAAGGGAGGGUCGAAGGACACGUCGCCGUUGCGACCGCGAGCGAAACGAUCUACUCUCCUCCCACCUGGAUGGCAUGUCCAGUGACGAUGAGAUCGCCGACCAGCAGCAGGAGCAGAGCGUAGUGUCAACGGCCCAAAUAGAAUCCGAGUCUGUGGAGGCGUUUGACGAUGUUACCGAGGACUUCAGCAAGAUUGAGCUGAUCCUGAUGAAGUUUUAUGCAUGGCGAAAGACGGACAUGUCUUCGUAUCAAGAUGCAUUCGUAAGUCUGUGCCUUCCAAAACUCUUGGCGCCACUGGUGCGCCACGAACUGAUUCUUUGGUCGCCUCUGCUGGAUGAGUACGCGGAUAUUGAGAAUAUGCGGUGGUAUCAGGCCUGCAUGCUUUAUGCCUACCAGCCAGAUGAAACUGUCGAGCAGCUAAAGAACGACCCGGAUGUCAAUUUGGUGCCGGCGCUCAUCGAGAAGAUUGUCCUGCCCAAGGUUACAGCUCUGGUCACGGAAUGCUGGGAUCCCUUGUCGACCACGCAGACCCUCAGAUUGGUGGGAUUCAUCAAUCGGUUAGGCCGCGAGUUUCCGUUAAGCGGGACCAAUAAGCAACUUAACAAACUUUUCGAAUCCAUCAUGGAACGGAUGCGGCUAGCCCUAGAAAACGAUGUUUUUAUACCCAUCUUUCCCAAACAAGUGCAAGAAGCAAAGACGUCGUUCUUUCAGCGACAAUUCUGCAGCGGCCUGAAGCUGUUUCGCAAUUUCCUAAGUUGGCAGGGCAUUCUGGCUGAUAAACUGCUGCGGGAGCUGGCCAUUGGAGCGCUGUUAAACCGCUACCUUCUGUUAGCUAUGAGAGUCUGCACACCAAACGAUGCCAUCAACAAGGCUUAUAUAAUUGUGAAUACUUUGCCGACGGUCUGGUUAGUGCCCAACAGCGAGACCCUCAAGAACUUGGAGCUUUUCAUAGGAUACAUUAAACAAACUAUAGAGAGCUGUGAUGCCACCAAUCCAGUCUUCAUGCAAUCCAGCGAUAAGGCCAAACAAAUUCUACAAAGACUACAUAGUAUAUAAAGUGCAGGGACUACCAUUUACAGCUCACAUCAAUCUAACAAUCAAAUACUCGUUGUAGAACGCAUGGAAAGCACAACUAUCUGUUUUGUUAGCAAUCUUGUAACUAUAUGACUUCAAACAAUGUAAAUAAAUAGCAAGUGCUCAGUAAAACAUUUUCUAAAUGCAAGCUUGAGCUUACCAAACUUAA